Molecule: messenger RNA, 4731 nt
Organism: Closterium sp. Yama58-4
Lineage: Eukaryota; Viridiplantae; Streptophyta; Zygnematophyceae; Desmidiales; Closteriaceae
Source: the annotation of a GenBank genome assembly
AUGCAGGCGGGCAGUGAAGAUCUCAGUCUGCCACGCUGCUCCCUUCCCCACGUCUCCUUCUUACCUGCUCCCCUUCUCCUCCUCAUUGCUCCCCCUCUCCUCCCUCCCACUCCCCCCUUUCCACCCAGUCGCUCUACGAGGCAUCGUGUGCAGCGCUGCUGCACCUGCUGGCGUUCAACGCCCCGCCAGCGCUCUCCCUUCCCGCCACUCCCCCUCUUCCCCCCUCCCACUCCCCCCUUCCCCCCCCAGUCGCUCUACGAAGCAUCUGGUGCGGCGCUGCUGCACCUGCUGGCGUUCAACGCGCCACCAGCGCUGCAGUCGGUGCGGCAGGCAGCGGUGCGCGUGUGUGCGCGCAUGGCCACUGCGGGGGGGCGCUGGUGGCGGGAGAGUGCCACGGGCGCCAUGCUGCUCGCCCUCUCACCCUAUGUUGAUGCGCCGGACGACCAUGUGAUGCUGGACGCAUGCACUGCCCUCGCUGCCUCGCUCCUCGCCCUGCCACCACAACCCCCUUUCCGCCCUCUCCUCCACGCCCCCAUUCCCGCCCUCCCCUCCUCCCUCCUCGCACCCCCUCCCACCGCGCUCCCCGCUCCCUCUCCAUCCGCCUCCCCCCUCGCCCUGCCCCUCGCCACCCUCACCCCCCCCUUGCUCGCCGCGCUGUGGCGUCUCCAUCUCUCACGCUCCGCGCCUUCUCUCGGCACUCAUGGUCCAGAGGGUGGCAAAGUUAGCAAGGAGAGCAAGAGCGGCAAGGGCGACAAGGGCAGGGAUGGGGGAGGCGCGAGGAGGGGAGGAGUGGUGGCGCGGGCAGCUGAUUGGCUGUGGGGGCCUGCAGGCACGGGUGAUGGGAGGGGCGGGGUUGUGGUGCAUGCUCACGCCAGUGCUGCUUCUGGUGGUAGGGAGGCGUGUGGAGGAGUGGCAGGCGCGGAGGGAGGCUCAGCACGGGAUGACUCAGCAGCCAGCCACGUGGCAGCAUCUGCCUGGCAGGCCGCAGCGAGCCUCCUGCGCUGGCUGGGCGGCCAUUAUGACCCGGCCGUGCUGCGGGCAGCAGGCUUGUCCGCAUCUGUGUUGAUGCGUGCACUGCUGGGUGGUGGGGUGGAUGGACGGCCAGGAUGCAUCCAGAACAGCAGUGAAGAGCAGAUGGGCAGUGGGGGGAGUGAAUGCAGGGCGGAUGGUGGGGAGGAGCAGGUGGGAGGGUCGCAAGCUGUCAUGGUGGCAGCGUGGGAGGCAGUGAGGUGGAUGGCAGCAUUCUGCCACGUGGCAGUGUGUGACUCAGAAGGGGGUGUGACUUUAGUGAGGGCCAAGGAGGCAGGAGACAGGGCUGGUGGGAAGGGGGGCGAGAGCGAGCGCAGGGAAGGAGCGGGCGGCGGUGGCGGGGGGCGAGGAGGUGGAGGGAGGAGGGCAGGGGAUGCAGAUGGGCACGCAGGCAUGGAGGCAGUGGCAGCGUUGGCAUGCCCUCUGCUAAUUAACUUGCCAAUUUUCUCCCCGCAACCCCUUCCCCAUCGUUACUGCAGCACUCACCUGGUCGCGCUCCUCACUCCCUCCUCCCAUGCCACACCUCACCCCGCUGCUCCCUCCACUGCACCAUCGCCAUCGCCCCCACCCACCUCCCCCCUCCACCCUGCCACAGCCCACGCCCUGCUCGCCGCACUGCUCGCGCUGCUCUCCUCGCCUUGCGCCGCCCUCGCCUCUCUCUCCCACACCGCCCUCUCCCGCGCGCUCUCACCACCCACAAUCCGCCCUGCCGCGUCGCGUGAGGCGUGGGCCACAGGGGAGGGCGGGAGAGAGGGUGGUGAGCGUGCAGCAAGUGGUGGUGCACCCAGUGCCCACCACAACGACCGUAUGGCAGCAGAAGACGCAGGUAGCAGCGGCAUUAACAGCAGCCCAGGGUGCACCCCACAGCGCAGGGCAUGGGAGGGUUGCCACGAGCCCAGCCUGAGGGGCCUGGCAGCCUCUGCGGUGCGCCAGGCUGCCCUGGCGUGCUGCCUCUGCUCGCGCUCCGCCCCUCGUCACUCCUCUGCACCGCUGCUCACCGCUGAAAUGCCGCGGCAGGAGGUGGAAGCUGCCUCGAAGCUGCUGGUGGUGGCAGCGCUGGCGUGUGACGGGCGGGGAGGGGAUGCGGUGCGGGCCGAGGGGGGCGUGCAAGCGGUGGGACUGGUGGUAGCGGCGCGCGUGGCCCUGUGGACCAAAUGGGGCGCUGGGGAGGCGCAGGGGCAGGGGGAGGGGCAGGGGGAGGCGGAGCGAGACAGGGGGGAGGUGAGGGUAUGUGGUGAUGAUGGGAGGAAGGGCGAGAGCGGAGGGCGAGAGCAGGGUGGUGGGGAGGAUGAGUGGGGAUGGGAUGAGGGCAAUGAGGCGUGGUGGGGAGAGGGGGAGCUGGAGGGAGGGGAGGACGAGAUGAUGGGAGUGAUGGCGGGCGGGGAAGGCAGUGAGGGCAGUAGGAAGGCCAGUGGGGAGGAGGGUGCUGACGUCAUGCUGCUGGUCGAUGAGAGGCCGGACAUACCACAUGCACCAUACUGUGCUGACCCUACAGCAUGGCAGGGUGCUGACAUCAUACUGUUCUCUGCCCUCACAGCCCUUCUCAUCCUCCUGCACUCCGCACAGUCGCUACCAUCCCUCCCCUCGUCCCCUCUCUCCCCCCAAUCCUCCCUGCCGGCCCUCUCAACCACAGCUCUGCCACCGGAGUCGCUGUCACUCACGCCCCCCUGCGUGCUCCUCCCUGAAAACCUCAUCCUCGCCCUCACUCGUCUCCUCCAUCCCGCAUCGCCUGCUGGUAUGCGCUGCCUCGCUGCUCGCUGCCUCUCGCUCUGCCGCUCCCUGCCCCACCCUCCACCGCCCUCCGCUGCACUGCCUGCUGCUGCCAAACAACCCUCUCAGCAGCAGCCGUCUCAUCGCCGUCCCUCCCACCACCUGCCCGCCACACACUGUGACCCCCCUCCACUGGGAGUGCCCUCGGCUGUGGGUCGUGACAUCCGUUCUGCCCUAGCCUAUCUCUCCCCUUCAAACACUCCAUCCCCCUCCGCCUCCUCCUCUCCCACCCAUGCCUCACACGCUCACUUCACCCCGCUCACAUCCACCUCUGAAAACCCCAAGGCGCAAGUCGCAUUCGUCCUGACACACCCCUCUGCACCCACUUCCACCGCUGCCACCUCCCCACUGCGAGUGGUGGCACAUGCAGCAAUCAUCGCUGCCCGCUGCCCCGCCCUCCUCUCGCCCCUCACCUCCCCCUCUGCCCCUGCCCGCCCCUCCCCGCCUGCCCCCCCUCAUAGCACCCCCUCUCUUCUCGAUAAGGGAAAGGACGAGGGGGUGAGUGGGCAAGGGAUGGCAAGGGGGGUAGGGGAGGGGGCAGAGGGAGAGGAGGGGGUGGUGAGGGAGGUGCGGCUGGGGAGGGGCGUGAGUGGCGAGACGUUCAGUCAGCUCCUGGAGUAUAUAUACACGGGACAGGUGUCGCUCUCCCAUUGGCCGUCCAAGGAUCUGCACUUGGUCCUGCUGGACUGCCUUGGAGGUGUGAGGCAUGGCAGUAUGGGGCAUUGCGGCAUGGGGCAUGGCAGUAUGGGGUAUGGCGGCAUGGGGUAUGGCGGCAUGGGGUAUGGCGGCAUGGGGUAUGGCGGCAUGGUAGCAUGGUGUGGGAUGGGCCCACCACUGCGCAUGUGGCUCAGCGGCACGUGGCAGCAUGCACUCGCAGUCUCCCCACGUCCAGCAGUGGCGUUCAUGCCCUCUGCCUCUGCCCACUCAUGCUGCAGCCACUCAUCGUCGUGUCUCGCCACCUUGUCUCACUCACCCCUGUCCCCCUCUGUGCCUGCCCCCGCCCAUGCCUCCGAACCCCACAGCGACAUUGUGCUCUGUGUGCCGUGCGCGCGCCACGCUCCCCCCUCCCCCGCGCAUCAACCGCCUGCAAGCCCCAGCAGCCGUGGGGAAGAGGUGCAGCAUGACGCAUGCGGAGGGCCAGAAGAGGAGGGCAGUGGCGAGGGGGAGGGCGGGCAGGGGGGCGUGUGGCGGUGUGUGCGGGUGGCGGCGCACCGCUGUGUGCUGGGGGCGCGCAGCCAGUACCUGCACGCCCUGCUGCACUGCGGCAUGCGUGAAAGCUCUCAGCACGAGGUGCAUCUACCAGCGCUGCCUCUACCAGCGCUCAUCGCUCUCCUGCGCUUCCUCUACUCCGCCCGCGUCUCCUUCCUCCCCCUCCCGCUCCCUCCCCAUGCCACCUUCACUCCCACCAACCUCAACCACCCUCACGCCCCCACUGCUGCUGCGAGCCCAAGCGGGCAUCACAGCGCCCCUGUGCCGCUCUCCUCCGUGAACCUGCCGCUGCUAACGCUCUCCACUCGUCUGCUCUCCGCAGUGCACCUCGCAUCGCUGGCCCACCAGUGGAUGCUGCCCGCCCUGCACCAUGCUGCCCUCUGCUACGUGGCAGCGCGCCUUCGCGCCACGUGGCAUGACCCCGUCAGCAGGGACCCCGGUUUUGGUGCUGCUGACUGCAGUGAUGGCAGUAGUAGCAGGGGAACGGCUGCUACCACCCUGGAUUGGGCCACGGAGGGCCCAGUGGCACCGUGGGCGGCAGCGGAUGCGGUGGUGCGGGUGGCAUGGGCGGCGGGGCAGUGGGAGAUGGUGGGCGAGGCAGUGAGCAGCCUGGCGCCGUGGUACCCUGCCAUGCGCCGCACCUCCUGCCUGCACCGCCUCCCACCGCAGGUGCAGAGCGCUGUGAGGGAGGCGCACGUGCGAUUGCUCACCGCACGCCCUUGA